CCUCCCUGUUGGGAUUAUCGUGUGUGAACUAUAUAUAAUUCGUGCAAGCUAGCUUUCUCGCGGUUGUCUUUUCUAGCUUUCUUGUAAUCUUAUCUUUUACUUGUUUCCCUGGCGUUUAACGCUUGCUAAAUCAGAUGAGCUAGCAUUCAACCCAGUGCUAAGAGAGAUCCAGUUUUCAAUCUAGGAAAGGUUUAAGAACUCUCACAAGGCGAAGGUAUCUUCUUCAUGGCUCUAAAGUUUCUGGCAUGAAAUUUCUCUUUCUGAUCAACCAUGAAUAACAAGAACCAUAAGUCAAGAACUAGGAGAUUCCGGCAGUGGUUCAAGAGGAAGCGCAAGAGAGCUGACCGGUUUUAUCUGGGAGAAGUCACAGAAGACAGUAAUUGGUGGCACACAGAUUGGGAUGAAGAUGAAGGCGAAGAAUUCCUGGACGAUAGUUUUGUCAUCAGGCCAGAGAAUAACGAUACAUGCGAAUUAAGAGUUUUCGUGGGUACAUGGAAUGUCGCAGGAAGAUCGCCAGUGGGGAGUUUAGCUGUAGAUGUCGAUGAAUGGCUCAAUCUAAAGGAAGCUGCGGAUAUUUAUGUUCUUGGAUUUCAAGAGAUUGUUCCCCUGAAAGCAAGAAAUGUAAUUGGAGCUGAAGACGAAACAGAAGCAACAAACUGGAACAUUCUGAUCGGGAAAACGCUGAACAACAAAUAUGGCUGCCCUUGGUUAACAUCUAUUUCGGAUCCCACCUCAAGCGAGAAUUAUCAAUAUGCAGGAGUCUCUAACUCAGAAAGACCUGCCAUUUUUGAUAGUCAAACUGCAAGUUUGUGCUGUAGGUACAAGCUUGUGGCAAGCAAGAAGAUGGUCGGAGUGUUCAUAACAGUGUGGGUGAAGACAGAACUGCUCAGGAGGUAUUGCAUAUCAAGUGUAAGAGUUGCUUCAGUGGCCUGCGGUAUCAUGGGCUGUUUGGGAAACAAAGGAUCGGUUUCAGUAAGCAUGACCAUUGAAGGAACAAGCUUUUGCUUCAUUGCUGCCCACUUGGCUUCUGGCGAGAAGAAAGGAGAUGAAGGGAGAAGAAAUCACCAGGUUGCAGAGAUUUUUAGGCGAACUUCUUUCCCUCAACUCCCUCAAGAUGGCAGUAAUCCUCAUCCUCUCACCAUCUUAAGACAUGAUCAGGUAUUCUGGUUUGGGGAUCUCAACUAUAGGCUAUACCUAGAAGACAACUUAGCCAGGGAACUAAUACAGAGGAAAGACUGGAGAGCCCUUCAAGAGUUCGAUCAGCUUCAAUGGGAACUCAAGAAUGGAGUAUUCCAAGGUUGGAGAGAGGGAAACAUUGAGUUUGCUCCCACCUACAAGUAUUCUUCAUCAAAUUGUAACCGGUACUCUGGUGGUGUUCCUAGCAGAGCAGGAGAAAAGCAACGGACUCCAGCAUGGUGUGACAGGAUUUUGUGGUAUGGUAAAGGAGUGAGGCAGCUCUCCUAUUUUCGCAGUGAGAGUAAGUUCUCCGAUCAUCGGCCAGUCUCUGGUCUCUUCUCAACACGAAUUGAAGUUCUCAAGUCCAGGAAUCCAGGGACAGGACCGGGCAAUUAACAGUUCAGGAUACCCUUACUGCGUUAUCACUAUAAUGGCAGGGGCAGGACAAGGCUAAAGAAGAGGCUACAUCUACAUUCCUCUCAUUGCGUUUAAGCAUCACCAAGCCAGAUGCAAUAGCUGUAGAUCAAUCAAUUAGGAGAUAGAUGUGCGAGUGACAUUAAACUAAUGACAAGAAGAAAGACCGGGAAUGUGGAGCGAUUUUGCAAUGUUAUUCCAUUCAUCUUUAUGUCUAGCUCUCCAUGACUUAACAUUUGAGUUUGAUUUGCAGUUGGAGUACAGUUAACUGUAAAGCUAUUGUAACCGUCAUUUGUUUAUUGAAGAAUAACAAGAGCUUAAGCAUCAGAA
This is a messenger RNA of Diospyros lotus (date-plum), 1920 nucleotides long. RefSeq names its product type IV inositol polyphosphate 5-phosphatase 7-like. The coding region runs from base 271 to 1572 and encodes 433 amino acids. NCBI's taxonomy places the organism in Eukaryota, Viridiplantae, Streptophyta, Magnoliopsida, Ericales, Ebenaceae. Gene Ontology annotation, molecular function: phosphatidylinositol-3,4,5-trisphosphate 5-phosphatase activity; phosphatidylinositol-4,5-bisphosphate 5-phosphatase activity; inositol-polyphosphate 5-phosphatase activity. Gene Ontology annotation, biological process: phosphatidylinositol dephosphorylation. The transcript has 6 exons. The record is from RefSeq and is a predicted model, not a curated record.